Molecule: messenger RNA, 1002 nt
Organism: Rotaria sp. Silwood2
Lineage: Eukaryota; Metazoa; Rotifera; Eurotatoria; Philodinida; Philodinidae
Source: the annotation of a GenBank genome assembly
AUGUCGGAAACAAGUCGUCUAGCAUCACGUUGGUCAUCAUCAGUACCAACAAGAAUAAAAUCGAGUCAUACAAACAACAAUCAAACAAUACCAUUAAUAAUAUCACGAAGAAAAUUAUUUCGAACAGCAAAAAAUCAUCAACAAACAUUUUCACAAAAUAUGGCAAAAGUACGACAAGAUACUGAAGAAUUAUUUCAAUUAUAUUAUUCAAAUAAUAUUAAAUUUGAUACAUUUCAACAACAAAUUGUUACUGGAAAACGUAUUCCAUGUGUACAAACAUCAUCAUCUAUUCAAAAUCAUGUAACUGAUAAUUCACCAAAUGGUUUUUAUUCUAAACAUUGUGUUAGUCGAGAACAAAUGAGCCCAUUAGAAAUAUGUCAAUAUGAAAAUCAAAUAUCUAAUAAUGAAAUAAAACAAUCACCAAUAAAACGUACAGUUCAAGUUCGAAUUGAUAAUAAUCCAAUGAUUGUACCAUCAACUCCAACAGGAUCGACUCGUUCAUCUUCACCAAAUUGUAGAGUAUCUGUUAGUUUGACUUCUAAUUUAAAUACAUUCGUAAAUUCUUCAUUAAUUCAACAAGAUGAAUUUAAUGAAUCAUCAUUAAUUAAAAAAAGUUCUUUUCUUGGAGAUAUUUCAAAUGAUUCUUUUGAACAUAAUAAUAUAAAAACAAACAAAUCAACCAAUGAUCAACGUUCAAUAUCAGCUAAAUUACCAUUAACCACUUUAUCUACUGUUCCAUCAGCAACUUCUUCACUAAUAAAUAAUCGAAAAGAUCCAAUAAAUAUAUCUUAUUCAUCAUUUUCAACUAUAAAUUCAAUACAACAACAAAAUCCACCACAUGUUGUUACGGGUACAGCAGUUACAGCUCAUCAACGAUCACCAUCACGAUAUAAACAACGACCAAAAUCAAGUAUGACUAUGUCAACAAAUUCAUUUCCGAAACAAUCAAACAUCAAGGCGAGGUUUGUUUGUUUUGGAUAUUUUUUUUUUAUAAAUCGAUAG